Molecule: messenger RNA, 1637 nt
Organism: Sorghum bicolor (sorghum)
Lineage: Eukaryota; Viridiplantae; Streptophyta; Magnoliopsida; Poales; Poaceae
Product: chalcone synthase 1
Exons: 1
Coding region: 200-1417 (405 amino acids)
Biological process (GO): polyketide biosynthetic process
Molecular function (GO): acyltransferase activity, transferring groups other than amino-acyl groups
Source: RefSeq, a predicted model, not a curated record
CUCCUGCUUCUCCAAAUCACCAAGACGCACGACGCAACCAUAUCUAUCCCUAGCUAGCAGCAGCUCUCUGUUAUAACCUAGCUAGCUAGCUAGCUAGAGCCCCAGCAGCCCAGAGGAGCGAGCAAGCGCGAGAGCUAGCUACGACCCGGCCGUACCACAGCUGCUACACUAGCUAGGUGUGUCAUCGUCGUCAUCGUCCAUGGGGUCCAUGGGGAAGGCACUACCGGCCACCGUCGACGAGAUCAGGCGUGCGCAGCGCGCGGAAGGGCCGGCCGCCGUGCUCGCCAUCGGCACGGCGAACCCGCCCACAAUCAUGCCCCAGGACGACUACCCCGACUACUACUUCCGCGUCACCAACAGCGAGCACCUCACCGACCUCAAGGCCAAGCUCAGCAGGAUCUGCAACCACAACAAGUCCGGCAUCAGGCAGCGCUACCUGCACCUCAACGAGGAGCUUCUCGCCGCCAACCCGGGCUUCAUCGACCCCAAGCGGCCGUCCCUGGACGAGCGCGUGGAGAUGGCCUCCGCCGCCGUCCCGGAGCUGGCCGCGAAAGCCGCCACCAAGGCCAUCGCGGAGUGGGGCCGUCCCGCCACCGACAUCACCCACCUCAUCUUCAGCACCUACUCCGGCGCGCGUGCCCCGAGCGGAGACCGCCGCCUCGCCUCCCUGCUGGGCCUCCGCCCCACCGUGUCCCGCACCAUCCUCAACCUCCACGGCUGCUACGGCGGGGGGCGGUCGCUCCAGCUCGCCAAGGAGAUCGCCGAGAACAACCGCGGCGCGCGCGUCCUCGUCGCCUGCUCCGAGCUCACGCUCAUCGCCUUCUACGGGCCCGAGGGAGGCUGCGUCGACAACAUCAUCGGCCAGACCUUGUUCGGCGACGGUGCCGGCGCCGUCGUCGUCGGCGCCGACCCUGACGCCGCCGUCGAGCGCCCGCUGUUCGAGAUGGCGUUCGCGACGCAGACCACGAUACCGGAGAGCGAGGACGCCAUCUCCAUGCAGUACAGCAAAUGUGGCAUGGAGUACCACCUCUCCAGCAAGGUGCCACGCCUGAUAGGGUGCAACGUGGAACGCUCCCUUGUCGACACGUUCCGCACGCUCGGCGUCACCGCCGCAUGGAAUGACCUGUUCUGGGCGGUUCACCCCGGAGGUCGUGCCAUCCUGGACAACAUCGAGGAAGUGCUCGGUCUGGAGGACGACAAACUGGCGGCGAGUCGCCAUGUGCUCAGUGAGUUUGGCAACAUGAGUGGCACCACGGUGAUCUUCGUGCUCGAUGAGUUGCGCCGACGUCGGGCAGCGGCGGCGAAGCAGGGAGGGGAAACGCCGGAGUGGGGAGUGCUCAUGGCUUUUGGACCGGGAAUCACAAUCGAGACCAUAGUGCUCCACACCCCAAGCAACCCGGAACUGGAGGGAAAUUGACAAUUCAAACAACGACCAAAAAAAAAACUUGGUAUAGCGGUUGCAUGCCCUGGCUAAAAUAAGGUCCACAUAUAUCGCCAAUUCAUGGACCAUAAGGUGGAGUGUUUUUUUUUUCACUAAUUAUUCGGCGUGAUGAUAUAUUGUUGUGUUAAUUGUAUUAUGUAUACUUCAAUAUGUACCUAUAAUAAUAUUAAAAAGAAAAAAAAUCGGUUCAUCAUCA